Messenger RNA from Spodoptera littoralis (African cotton leafworm), 2961 nucleotides. The record is from the annotation of a GenBank genome assembly. NCBI's taxonomy places the organism in Eukaryota, Metazoa, Arthropoda, Insecta, Lepidoptera, Noctuidae.
AUGAAAACAAUGGACUCACAAAUCGAAAUAUCUGACGAUGAUGACAGUUUCAACGGACCUGAGUGCUCAACAAAUGUCCAAAAUAACCCUAAAGAGGACGUAAUAGCCAUAAGUAGCGAUGAAGAAUUCAAUAAGUUUUCCUUCGACAAUGACUUCAUGUCUGAUGAUGAGGACAGCUCAGUAGUGGUUGAAAAGAAAAAGGCAGCUGUUAAAUCCCUGUUUUCUUCUAAAAAUCGUAAGGGGAAGGGGAAUGGUAAGAAUAAACAGAGGAAAGCGGCAGUCAAGGCUUUGUUCCCUCAAAAACAGAAUGUUAGUGUGCCUGUAGUGAAGUCUGUGAAGACUAGACCGCCUAUAGAGCCUCCUAAGGAUGUGUUUAACAAGAUGAUUGAAGGAGUAAACGUUAUGUUGCCAGUCAACCCUUAUGGGAGUCAAAUCGCUUUAAUGUCUAAGAUAAUAACUGCUAUUAAGAAGAAAGAAAACUGCAUACUGGAGAGCCCGACAGGUUCGGGAAAGACACUUGCGUUACUCUGCGGAGCGCUAGCAUGGCAGCAACAUGAACAAAAACAAUUAGGCCAAACCCAAGCGCAGCAUUACUUCACAAAAUACCCUGAGAUAAAGAAGGACGGAGUAGCAGACUACAUCAGCAGUCCAAUCCACCAGAAAACUGAUGCCACGCCAGAGAAGCUAUUCAGCAAGAAUAAUUUUGGAGAGAAGAGCAUCUACUACAAACCUGAAGAAAAUGGUGAAAGUAGUUCGACGGUCACACGCCAGGAAAAAACUCCAUACAGACAGAUCUCAGAAGAAGAAUCACCGUGUAAUCAAGUGACAAUACACAAGCGACCUCGGUUGGGGUCCGGAGAAUAUGAGGACACCACCAAAUUCUCUCUUCCUCAUACACCUGAAAAGACCACGACAGAAAAUAACGGAAAGGCUGAAACUCCUGAAAGCAUAAGAAACCUUUACGACCUGGUGGAAAACCUUCGAGUCUGCACGUCCAUGUUUGUUGGUUCCAGCCUCCCCACGAUAUACUACGGGGCCCGCACUCACACCCAGAUCAAGCAAGUUGUAAAGGAAUUUAAGAGGACGUCUUACUGUGGUAUGGUGAAGAUGACUCUCCUCUCCAGCCGCGAUAAGAGCUGCAUCAAGGACUUUGACAGGAGUGUCUGGAGUUCAAGGAAUGAUAUGUGCAGGGCUUGUGUUAAGCCUAUAAGAAGGGGUUCAAACAAAGAGAACUCCAACUGCAAAUUCUACGACAACAGAACAGCCCUGAACCACAACUGCAUGCCAGCUGCCUUCGACCUUGAAGAUCUUGUGGAAAUCGGACGGGAGAAGGAGGCCUGCCCUUACUACGGAGCGAGGGCCAUGGCAAAAACUGCACACAUAGUGUUCUGUCCCUACAACUAUCUGAUAGAUCCUAGCAUAAGGAGUAGCUUAUCAAUAGACCUCACCGGCGCAGUAGUGAUAAUAGACGAGGCACAUAACAUCGAGGGAAUAUGUCGCGACGUGGCCUCCGUUGAUAUCACACAACUGCAGAUACAGAAUGCUAUCAAGGAGUUGGAGACUGUAUCGCAGUAUCGGUUUGCGAACCAGGACGUGGAGUACUACAUAGACGGAUUGCUGAACACGCUCAAUAGUUGGAAUUACUGGUUUCAAAACCAGAUCCCGUUAAUGAACCAGCAACCAGUGAACAACAAUGAAGCUAUCUACAAAUGGCAGCAGACCGCAGACUUCGUCAACACGCUAAACAACCAUAACAUCGGCUACGUGCAAUAUGCUGAUUUCAAACGCAACGCCGAGAGCUUCUGCCGCCGACUGCGCGAGGACGCGAGCACUCUGUACGGAGUCACACAGGCCACGGGCACACUGCUGGAGGCCAUGGAUAUGGCGCUGGGAUUCCUUUUCCGAGAUCACUGCCAACACAUGGACGACUUCAAGCCGGCACUUAUCAAACAUGUCACCGGCAAGACUAGCGCGCCAUCUGCCAACACUGGAUGGAGAUCUUCGCAGUUUAAUGAUUGGGUAUCAAAAGAAGCCUUAACCCUAUCCCUGAUCUGCCUGAACUCCGGUAUAGUAAUGCAAGCUCUGCAGAAGGCUCGUUGCAUAGCCCUCGCGUCAGGCACUCUGACCCCUCUCAUCAGUCUACACUCCGAGCUGGAGACCACGUUCCCUCACAGAGUGUCGCCUAAUCAUGUCAUACCGGGGGAUAGGGUAUGGAUAGGGACACUGCUAGGCGACGCUACGGGCGACGUGUGUUACAACGCGAGCGGGGCCAGUUCCCCGCGCGCCCAGCGUGCGCUGGGGGCCGCCAUACUGCGCGUGUGUCGACUGACUGCGCACGGAGUGUUAUGCUUCCUGCCCUCGUACUCAUUACUCGACAGAUUAAUUAAAGAAUGGCAGGACAAAGGACUCUGGUACGAGUUGAACCAGCUGAAGAACGUGUUCUGUGAACGACGGAGCGACAGGGACCAUGAGGAGACUAUGAAUGAUUUCUACCAAACAGUGGGUACAACGAAAGGUGCGUUGUUAUUCGCGGUGUAUCGAGGCAAAGUGUCGGAGGGUAUGGACUUCAAGGACCAGCAGGCGAGGGCUGUUAUCUGUGUGGGUGUACCAUACCCGAAUCUGUACGACACUGGCGUCAGCGCUAAGAUGCAGUACAACGACAAGUAUAUGACGGAGAAGAACUUAUUGACAGGCAAGGAAUGGCUGCGAGUACAAGCGUAUAGAGCUCUGAACCAGGCAGUGGGUCGCUGUGUCCGCCACCGCGGCGACUGGGGCGCCGUACUACUGGUCGACUCGCGGUACAGGCAGGAGUACUACACUGAACAUCUCUCCAAGUGGGUCAAACGAUUUCUGGGCAACAACCACCACACGUACGAGUCUCUAACAUCCAGCCCCAACGGCCUGGCAGCGUUUAUGCAGAAAAUGAAAAUUAUCGAAGAGGAAGAAUCUUUGAAAACCUGA